Oncorhynchus nerka (sockeye salmon) is the source of this 650-nucleotide messenger RNA. RefSeq names its product ATP-dependent RNA helicase DDX39A-like. The transcript has 5 exons. Bases 16 to 567 code for a protein of 183 amino acids. NCBI's taxonomy places the organism in Eukaryota, Metazoa, Chordata, Actinopteri, Salmoniformes, Salmonidae. The record is from RefSeq and is a predicted model, not a curated record. Gene Ontology annotation, biological process: mRNA splicing, via spliceosome; mRNA export from nucleus. Gene Ontology annotation, molecular function: RNA binding; RNA helicase activity.
UGUUACUAAGCAGUAAUGGAUCUUGGAACAGGAUGGGAUAGAUUGUGUGACUUAAACAUGAGGUGUGAUGUUCAGGACAUCUUCAGGCUCACACCCCACGAGAAGCAGUGCAUGAUGUUCAGCGCCACCCUAAGCAAAGAGAUCCGUCCUGUCUGCCGCAAGUUCAUGCAGGAUCCCAUGGAGGUGUUUGUGGACGAUGAGACCAAGCUGACGCUGCACGGCCUGCAGCAGUACUACUGCAAGCUGAAGGAUAGCGAGGAGAACCGCAAGCUCUUCGACCUGCUCGAGUUCAACCAGGUGGUGAUCUUUGUGAAGUCUGUGCAGCGCUGUGUGGCUCUGUCUCAGCUGCUGGUGGAGCAGAACUUCCUGCAAUCGCCAUCCACAGGGGCAUGGCCCAGGAGGAGAGGCUUUCCCGGUACCAGCAGUUCAAGGACUUCCAAAGGCGGAUCCUGGUGGCCACCAACCUGUUUGGCCGAGGGAUGGACAUUGAGCGCGUCAACAUCGUCUUCAACUACGACAUGCCCGAGGAUUCCGACACCUACCUGCACAGAGUGGCCCGUGCAGUGAGGUUCGGGACGAAAUUCAUUAUUUCGGUCCAUGGCCCUGUACAGCGGAUGUUAUCUAGAAUCGAGAUGAAUCUAAUGAAUAAG